Messenger RNA from Lactuca saligna, 1591 nucleotides. The record is from the annotation of a GenBank genome assembly. NCBI's taxonomy places the organism in Eukaryota, Viridiplantae, Streptophyta, Magnoliopsida, Asterales, Asteraceae.
CUUCUUUUACCAUCGCUAAUGCAAACACAAGGAGCCAAUAUCUAUUACAAAUUUCAUAUAUAAAAUUAUAACUUAAUCAAAGAUAUUUCACCUCCACAUAGAAAUGCAAUUUAUUUGUUUUUCUCUUUUUAAGUUUUACAUCUUAUUCAUAACCUUUCUGGCUGAGUUACAAAUUACCAUCACUUUUUUAACAAAAGCAUCUACAAAAGUAACCUAAAAACAUAUAUACUACACCUUUAGUGCAUAAUAUACAAUUCAUCCUAUAAACGUUUAUUUCAUUUGCUCUUUAUAUAUAACCCAAUUCCCCCAUCCCCCAUCUCGAUCGACAAAUUCUUAGGUGAUAAAAUGUCACACAACCCGAACAUUCGGUUCUCUUUCGCGACCAAAUUCGUCACAACUUCCAUCAUCAUAAUCAUCUCAUCAACCUUCACCACCUCCCAAACUUGCAAACCGACAUGUGGCACGUUACCUAUCAGAUACCCGUUUGGAACUGGUUUAGGAUGCGGCGACCCGCGGUUCCAAACCCGAGUAACUUGCAACAAUCAACAUCUGACAUUCAUAACGCACACUGGAUGCUACCCGAUCACCACCAUCGACUACCCAAACCAAAUUAUUUACAUAACCGACCCCUCAAUGUCAACUUGUGGUUGCACUCAACCAAGUAAAGGGUUCGGGCUCGAUUGGGACGCCCCUUUCACCUUUCAUGACAACACCGUAUUCGCCCUCCUCAAUUGCGACACUUCAUCAUCACCAGUAUUCAAAUCCGAUGGCCGAAAUGCUCCGGUUUGUGAUCCGGUGAGUGGGACCCGAGUUUGUGGGAUUUUGAAUUCUUGUCAAGCAGUGAGUCGACUCACCACCCCGGUGUCUAGUUGUUGUGUGUAUGCUCCGGUGGAUCUUGGCCCUUCGUUUGAGAUGGACUUGGGGAAAUUAAAUUGCGGGUCGUACUCGGGUUUGUACGGGUUUGAUGGACAUGCGGACAAUCCCGACAGUUGGAAAUAUGGUGUCGCGUUAAAGUAUAAGUUUAAUUUCAACAAUGAGUAUCCAACAAUGUGUGCUGAUUGUGAGAGAAGUGGUGGCGUUUGUGGGUAUGGUGGACCUUAUAGUUCGUUUUUGUGCAAUUGUCGUAGUGGAAUCAAUACGACAACAAAUUGUUUAUUUGAAGCUACUUGGAAUAGUUCUUCAAGAUUUGUUCAUGGUGGUUUUUGGAUCUAUGCAUUGACAUGGCUAGUGAUAUGGAUGAUGUUAUGAAAUUGGAAAAUCUUCGUGCAAUGCUCGCCGAUCCGGCAUGUAGGGAUGAGCUUUAUUCGUUUUUUCAAUCCCAAAAUAAUCAAGGAAACGAUGGGAAUGGCGAUGAGGGUAUGUAAGAAUGGGUUUUAUUUGCAUAUGUUGUCUCGUUUUGCUACUUAGUAGAUUGUAAAAAUUUUGUUGUUUUGCUACUCGGAUAGUAUGACUUUUGAUAUUUAAUUGUAUUUUGGAUGUUUGUUUGUAAUAGGAUGUUUGUUUGACACUAUGUUUGAUAUUUAAUAGGAUGUUUGUUUUGUAAUUAGCGUCGACACUAUUGGUUUUGAUAUUUAAUCGAAUAUUGUUAUUA